GUGACUUUGUACACUGACCCUCUCUUUAACUAUCACAGAAUCCAUCAAAACCACACUUUUCCUAACUUAUUUUGGCCCAUGGCAGACAUAUGCACGAUAUGGCCACCACACCACCGAUAGAUACGCUACAUUCUUCACCGAAUUCAUGCCACGAUGCGAAUCAGACCCCUAUAUAUAUACCGCCCGGAACUACCACAUUCUCAUCCUUCCCCACGAACAAUCACAUCCGACUACUCUGAUCCAGUUAUCCAGAUCCAGCUAGUCAGACACAGCUACCAAGAUCCAACAAUUCACCAACGACACCCCCAAAACCCGCAUUCUACCUCAACAUCGAAAAAUAUGUGUCUCUUCAGCGUCCAACGCUACGCCUGCGGCCACGGCCGAUGGACCAGAAUCGGCGAGCGCUGCACGCAUGCACCCUUACCUGCCCCACCCGUCGUCGACGACGAUUCCUAUGAGGAGAACAUGUGUCCGAUCAAGCAGGUCGAGGAGGAGAGCAGCGAUUUCGAUGUAGCAUUCGUGGAGGUAGCUAGCUACGCAGCAGGCAAUCCUCUCUUGACAUAUUUACCUUUUUCACAUCGAAUUCCCUACUCCAAGGACACUUUUGCAAACAUCCAGCUUUGGUUGAACGGAACGACGACACACAGGCCCAGAAUGUGCAUGUAUAUCUAUUGCCGCUACAGCUGCAACCACGGUAGAUGGAUCCUCACUGGCGAACGUUGCUACAAGGCCCCGGUGCCGUCACAGCCGGUGCUUGAUCAUUUGCUUUGCGACGAUGAUCUCUGUCCGGAUCGCGAGGUCGUGGAGGAGAUGGAGCUCUAUUUUUGUGGGGUGUGCGAUGGGUAUGAGCCGGCGUGGGACGGGCCGGUUAAUGAUGAUGAUGUUUUGAAGUGGUAG
Pseudovirgaria hyperparasitica is the source of this 897-nucleotide messenger RNA. RefSeq lists its product as uncharacterized. Bases 154 to 897 code for a protein of 247 amino acids. NCBI's taxonomy places the organism in Eukaryota, Fungi, Ascomycota, Dothideomycetes, Acrospermales, Acrospermaceae. The record is from RefSeq and is a predicted model, not a curated record. The transcript is spliced from 2 exons.